UAUUAAAGGGUAGAUACUCCAUGUUCCUUUGAGCUGCGUGCCUACGGCGACGCUAAGCUAGGGAGGUCAAUGUGAUCAGCGCAUUCCGUGUGUGGUCGGCAAGAUAGCCAAAAGAACAAGGAUGCCGGUACAUUGUCGUGCACACAACGCUGUACAAUCACAAUAAAGGAACUGGAAAUUACAUUUCACAGUGCUUUAGUCGGGAAGGUCGCCCCCCCAACAUGGCUGCCACGUAGGCUCGUCGGUUAGCCGGUUUGCUGCUGUGUGCUGGCGUAUCUAUUGUUCAUGUCUCUGAUUACAAUGAAUGACUUUCGGUGAGCAGUCCAGACAAAACAGAAGAGGACAUCUGAAGCCAAGUCUGUCACAAUCUACAGAGAAAUUCUGAGACAUGGCAUCAGCACAGUGUGAUAGGAAACCACAGCCUGGCGACUUGAUAGAAAUCUCCCGCGGCGCUUACGAGCAUUGGGCCGUAUACGUUGGCGAUGGCUAUGUUGUUCAUUUGGCCCCAUCAUCGGAGGUCGCGGGUGCAGGCAUCAACAGUAUGAUGUCCGUCCUGUUGGACAGCGCCAUCGUGAGGAAGGAGGAGCUGUGGAAGGUAGUGGGUGACAACCCCUAUACAAUCAACAACUUACUGGACGACAAGUACCAGCCCCGCCCUGUCUUCUUGAUUGUGAGGGACGCCCUCAAACUGGUGGACAAGGAGGUGUCAUACUGCAUUUUCAGUCGUAACUGCGAGCACUUUGCCACCCAGUUGCGUUACGGCAAGCCCGAGUCCCGACAGGUGCGUCAAGUGGGAGAAACCAUUGUGGUUGGAACCGUGUUGACUGUGGGUGUUUUUGGUAUCGCAGCUUUGGUAACAGCUCUGCUCGGAAGCAACAAGGACAAGCACAAACAGUAACACUAAACCGAUAUGACUACUGCUGGAAUUCAGCGAUUCAGCCGCAAAACUUCAUACAUAUGUAAGCAGUCUCAUAAAAAGGGAGUCACACUCACUAAUGUUCAAUGGGAAAUAUAAGCACACUUAUUUUUACAAUGUAUCAGCUCACGAAUAGCAGCAUUUACACUAUAAUUAGGGCCGGAGCAGCAACUGCUGCGAGGUCCUAUAAUACAGUAUAAGUCUAGUAUAAUAAUCGUAAGAAGUAUUAAUUUUCACUGACGGCUGUUGAAUUCAAAUACCCAUGUUAAGAUGUUGGCCUGGCACUUAAAAUGUGUCAUUUGUAAAAUGACAAAAUUACAAUAAUGCUUUUGUAUUCUAAUGAAUCCACAGUUUGACUACAAUUUGUAACAUUUUAUCCAUUUGUAAGCACAAAUAAAAAAUAAUUUAGGAACCUUA
Phyllopteryx taeniolatus (common seadragon) is the source of this 1333-nucleotide messenger RNA. RefSeq names its product phospholipase A and acyltransferase 3-like. Gene Ontology annotation, molecular function: A2-type glycerophospholipase activity; glycerophospholipid phospholipase A1 activity. The record is from RefSeq and is a predicted model, not a curated record. Bases 389 to 898 code for a protein of 169 amino acids. Gene Ontology annotation, biological process: N-acylphosphatidylethanolamine metabolic process. The transcript is spliced from 6 exons. NCBI's taxonomy places the organism in Eukaryota, Metazoa, Chordata, Actinopteri, Syngnathiformes, Syngnathidae. Gene Ontology annotation, cellular component: cytoplasm.